Molecule: messenger RNA, 2562 nt
Organism: Leptopilina heterotoma
Lineage: Eukaryota; Metazoa; Arthropoda; Insecta; Hymenoptera; Figitidae
Exons: 3
Coding region: 1-2562 (853 amino acids)
Biological process (GO): DNA integration
Molecular function (GO): nucleic acid binding
Source: RefSeq, a predicted model, not a curated record
AUGGAAAGAAAGUUGUCAAAAAAUCCAGAAUUGAAGGAAGAUUAUAAGAAAUUUAUGCAACAAUACGAAAAAUUAGAUCACAUGGAGCCAUCGACCAGCAAGCCAACUGAAGGUUAUUAUUUUCCUCAUCACGCCGUUCUAAAAAAUACGAUUUUGGGUAUGAUUUUGAGAGUGGUAUUCGACGGAUCAUGCGCAACAAAAACAGGCAUUUCACUUAACGAAGCAUUGAUGAUAGGGCCUACCAUUCAAGUGGGAGUAUUUACAUUGCUGAUACGAUUUCGUCAAUAUCCGAUUGCCUUAACAGCGGACAUCGAGAAGAUGUAUAGGCAAUUCCUUAUACAUCCAGAAGAUCGCAAGUCCAAAAAAAUACUCUGGCGAGAUGAUGAAACAAUACGUUGUCUCAAGCAACUGGCGGAGGAUGAGAGGAAUCGGUAUCCAAGGGCUGCCGAGGUUCUGGAGAAUGAUUUCUACGUUGACGACUUGAUCACCGGAGCUGAAACAGACGAAGAAUGCAAGGGAUUGAAGGAUGAACUCACUGAAUUGACUAGGCGAGCUGGACUGAAUCUCUGCAAAUGGCGAUCAAAUAGCUUAGAGAUAACACAGGAUCCACAAAAUGGGAAUACAUUGCUUGAAUUGGACUCUCAGAUUGCAAAGUUGUACGAUCCUUGUGGGUUGAUCGCUCCAGUUGUAGUAUUUGCAAAAAUACUCAUGCAGGAUUUGUGGAAAGAAAAGUCAUCUUGGGACGAUCCAGUUCCACUACAUAUCUUGAAAUUAUUCGAACAAUUUAGGAGUCAACUGUCAAUCAUAAAUAAUUGGAGAAUAUCAAGGUCAUUUAGAGAAGAAUCAAUGAAAGUCGUUCAAUUGCAUGGUUUCGCGGAUGCAAGCGAGAAAGCUUAUGGUGCAUGCAUCUACAUCAGAGCUUCGAAUGGAGAAAAAUACAAAGUUACAUUAUUAUGCGCAAAAUCCAGAGUAGCCCCUGUGAAAACUGUAACUUUGAUAAGACUCGAACUCUGUGCAGCACUCUUGCUUGCAAAGCUGGUGAAAAUAGUACUAGAUGCAUUGAAGAUCGAAGAGGAACAAGUGCGACUUUGGACAGACUCGAUGAUAACAUUAAAUUGGAUACACUCGUCACCACACAGAUUUGGAACCUUUGUAGCAAAUAGAAUCGCUGAGAUUCAAACCUUGACCUCAACGACCUCAUGGGGACACGUAAUUUCAGAAGAAAAUCCCGCUGAUUAUGUGUCUCGUGGACAACUGCCUCGAGAUUUCGUCACCAAUGAAUCAUGGAUGUUUGGUCCAAGUUGGCUUCGGGAAUCAGAGGAUCAUUGGCCUGUUUUUCGAAGUACCAUUGUGGAGUUGCCGGAACAAAAAAAGACUGUAACAUUGACUGGAUCUCUUAAGGAAAAAUUCAAUCUUUGGAAUCGUUUUUCUUCUCUAAAAAAGUUAAUUCAUGUCGUAGCUUAUUGUUUGCGUUUUAGAUCAAGGAUGCGUGGUCCAGCUGAAUUUCCGGAAUUGUUGACAACAAGCGAGAUUCAAGCAGCAUUCACGAGACUUCUUUUCCUAGCUCAAAGAGAAGAAUUUUCUGAUGAAGUUCAAUCACUAAAAAAAGGAACAAACUUAUCGAGCCGAUCAAAAUUGCUGAAACUCAACCCGAUUAUGGAAGAUAAUUUAUUGAAGGUAGGAGGAAGAAUAAAAAACGCUGAAAUAUCAUCUAAACAGCAGCAUCCGAUUUUGUUGCCGAAAAAUCAUCCGUUGACUGAUUUAAUUACCCGUGAUACUCACGAGAAGAACCUGCAUCCAGGCAUCAGUGGAACUCUCUACGCGUUGAGAAUGUCGUUUUGGCCUAUUGACGGUAGAUUGACUGUAAAAAAAAUUAUUAAUAAAUGUAUAAAAUGUUUUAGAAUAAAACCAAAGGAAUCUUCGUAUGUUAUGGGUGACUUGCCGAGUGUGCGUGUAACAGCUUCAAGGCCGUUUGAAAAUGUUGGAGUUGAUUACUGCGGCCCCUUUUUUGUAAAAGAAAAGCGUUUUCGAAACAGAAAUAAAAUAAAAGUAUACGCAGCAGUAUUCGUGUGCCUUAGUACGAAGGCAGUUCACAUAGAGUUGGUGGGGGAUUUGUCUACAGAAUUGUUUUUGGCUUUUUUGCGUCGAUUCUUCGCACGUCGAGGUAAAAGUAAAAGAUUAUAUUCUGAUAACGGAACGAACUUUGUGGGCGCAAAGAAUGAAUUGAAUGAAAUUUAUAAUUUGUUAAAUUCGAGCGAACACAAUCGAGUUAUUAGUCACGCAAUGAAUGAUCAAAAUAUCGAAUGGCAUUUCUCCCCUCCAAGGACUCCACAUUUCGGUGAGAUUUGGGAGGCAGCGGUGAAGUCUCUUAAGCACCACUUGCGACGAACUAUUGGUGAGACACUUCUUACAUACGAGGAAUUAAAUUCUUAUUUAUGUGAAAUUGAAAGUAUUUUAAAUUCAAGGCCACUGACACCAAUGUCAAUGGAUCCAAAUGAUUUACGCGUUUUAACACCGGGAUUCAUUGGAGACCCCCGAGUAACAAGUUUCCGGCAAAUAUGA